Molecule: messenger RNA, 461 nt
Organism: Ilyonectria robusta
Lineage: Eukaryota; Fungi; Ascomycota; Sordariomycetes; Hypocreales; Nectriaceae
Exons: 1
Coding region: 65-319 (84 amino acids)
Source: RefSeq, a predicted model, not a curated record
GUUCCCGAGAAGUCUCACUCUGCGGCAUUGACUGCAAUGGAUACCCCGUACUAAUUCUCUCUAGAUGUACCUAGCGUCGUCUACCCUACCGCAGUCACCGAUAUCCCUCGUCGUUUUUCCUCCCCUCGUCCUGGAUCGACUGGGACCCUCGUUGAAAAACCGGGACUCUCCCCUCGUUUCACGUUUACUCCCUUUUCUCUCCUUCAUCAUCGUCCCCAGCUUCAUUCUCUUUAUCCUACGUCGAGAUCCUCUCUUCGUUUGCCUUUCCUUUUCUCGCGCAGCUACGCUGAUCGCACUCAUUCAUCUCUCGCGUCUUUGAAAGAUCGCUCUGCUCACUCUCUUUCGGCCGUGCCGACAUCGUUCCAACCGCUUCUCAUUGAUUUGUUCUGUGUUGCCUCACUCCCAGUGAUCCAACUCAAUCCAAUCAAUCGUCUGCGAUUACACUUUCAUUCGCUUUAUAC